CCAAACUCAGACUGGGGAAAACAGUAAAAAUAGCCGCGAAUAUUAGAGAAAAAUUUCAAGAAACUCUAUUUUAUAUGCGCUUUAACGCCAACCGGCACACUCUACUUGUUACGGAGAUGUGAUAUAUAGUUGUGUUGGCUGAGAAAAUAGAGAGAAUUGAAUGUAAAUCGCUUAUAUAUGUUUGUAAGUAGUUACGAUAGCUAGCUGUGCUAGCGCUGGAUGACAAGAGUAGUGGUUAGUUAGCUAGCGGGGGUUUAGCUUAACUAGCUUAGCUAGCUAGCUAACCUUUCCAGACACCUUAAGCUCUAUAGAGCCUCUGUACUCAGAUUGUUUACUAGUUAACUUACUAGCCAGCGGUUAGUAGCUUAAUUCAGGAUGGUUCUACAGAACAGUGGAAGAUUCAGAGUAGACCGGGAUGGAGGAGACCAAGACAACCAGCAGGAUGAUGGACCCGGCAUGUCUGCCGUCAAGCGGCUUGAACGAAGUCAGUUUACUGAUGGAAUGGACACACGCUUCGGAUUUGAGCGAAUGAAGGAGCCUGGAGAAAAAACUGGAUGGCUGAUCAACAUGCAUCCGACGGAGAUUUUGGAUGAUGACAAGAGGAUGAUCAGUGCUGUGGAUUAUUACUUCAUUCAGGAAGAUGGCAGCAGAUUCAAGGUGGCUUUACCCUUUAAGCCAUACUUCUACAUAGCCACUAAAAAGAACUGUGAGAGAGAAGUCGUCUCCUACUUGUCAAAGAAGUACCAAGGAAAGGUGGCAAAACUGGAGAUUGUGCCCAAAGAGGAUCUAGAUCUGCCGAACCACCUGGUGGGUCUGAAGAGGAACUACAUCAAACUGUCCUUUAACACAGUGGACGACCUAAUCAAAGUGAAGCGAGAGAUUUCACCUGCCGUUAGAAAAAACAGGGAGAGAGAGAAAUCUAAUGAUGCCUACACCAGCAUGCUGUGCAGUGUACUCGCAGGUGGGAAUGUGAUGACAGCUGAUGAAGAUGGUACAUCAAAGAAAAUGUCUGACCAGCUAGACAACAUUGUGGAUAUGAGGGAGUAUGAUGUACCUUACCAUGUAAGGCUGUCCAUUGACCUCAAGAUCCAUGUGGCUCACUGGUAUAACGUGCGGUACAGAGGCAGUGCAUACCCUCCUGAGAUUGUGCGUAGGGAUGAUCUUGUUGAAAGACCUGAUCCUGUUGUAUUGGCAUUUGAUAUUGAGACCACAAAGCUCCCUCUUAAGUUCCCUGAUGCAGAAACAGACCAGAUUAUGAUGAUCUCCUAUAUGAUUGAUGGGCAGGGUUUCCUGAUCACAAACAGGGAGAUUGUCUCUGAGGAUAUUGAGGAUUUUGAGUUCACCCCUAAGCCAGAGUACGAGGGACCCUUUACUGUGUUUAAUGAAGCUGAUGAGGCUGCUCUCAUCCAGAGAUGGUUUGAGCACGUUCAGGAAACCAAACCUAACAUAUUUGUGACCUACAACGGGGACUUUUUUGACUGGCCGUUUGUGGAGACACGUGCUGCCAUCCAUGGCCUCAGCAUGCACCAGGAGAUUGGCUUUCAGAAGGAUAACCAGGGUGAAUACAAAGCCAGCCAGGCCAUUCACAUGGACUGUCUGAGAUGGGUAAAAAGAGACAGUUACCUGCCAGUUGGUAGCCAUAAUCUCAAGGCAGCAGCCAAGGCCAAGCUGAGCUAUGACCCUGUGGAGCUGGAUCCAGAGGAGAUGUGCAGAAUGGCUACUGAAGAACCACAGACAUUGGCUACCUACUCAGUGUCGGAUGCAGUGGCCACAUACUACCUGUAUAUGAAAUACGUACAUCCAUUCAUCUUCGCUUUGUGCACCAUCAUUCCCAUGGAGCCGGAUGAGGUAUUGCGCAAAGGUUCAGGGACGCUGUGCGAGGCGUUAUUGAUGGUGCAGGCUUUCCAUGCCAACAUUGUUUUCCCCAAUAAGCAGGAGCAAGUGUUCAAUAAACUCACAGAUGACGGUCAUGUUUUAGACUCUGAGACCUAUGUGGGAGGUCACGUCGAGGCCCUGGAGUCUGGAGUCUUCCGCAGUGACAUCCCCUGCCGUUUCAAAAUGAACCCUGCAGCCUUCGACUUCCUGCUUCAGAGGGUUGAAAGGACUCUUCGUCACGCAGUUGAGGAAGAAGAAAAUAUUCCUCUAGAGCAGGUCACAAAUUUCAAUGAGGUUUGCGAUGAGAUCAAGAAGAAGCUGAUCUCCCUGAAGGAAGUACCAAAUAGGAUUGAGUGCCCUCUUAUUUACCAUCUGGACGUUGGGGCAAUGUACCCCAACAUCAUUCUCACCAACAGACUGCAGCCAUCUGCCAUGGUAGAUGAGGCAACCUGUGCAGCAUGUGAUUUUAAUAAGCCUGGAGCCAACUGCCAGCGAAGGAUGACCUGGCAGUGGAGAGGAGAGAUCAUGCCUGCCAGUCGUAGCGAGUUCCACCGUAUCCAGCAGCAGUUGGAGUCUGAGAAGUUCCCCCCUCUGUUUCCAAAUGGGAGACCUCGAGCUUUCCAUGAGCUCAACAGGGAGGAACAAGCUCGACAUGAGAAGAAACGUCUGGGAGAUUACUGCAGAAAGGCCUAUAAGAAAGUGCACUUGACCAGGCUGGAGGAAAGAGUUACGACUAUCUGUCAGAGAGAGAACUCCUUCUACGUCGACACGGUCCGGGCUUUCCGUGAUCGCCGUUAUGAAUUCAAAGGAUUACAUAAGGUGUGGAAGAAAAAGCUGUCUUCGGCUCAAGAGAUUGGUGAUGCAGCUGAAGUGAAGCGCUGUAAGAACAUGGAGAUCCUUUAUGAGUCUCUGCAGCUCGCCCACAAGUGCAUCCUUAACUCCUUCUACGGAUACGUCAUGAGGAAAGGAGCACGUUGGUAUUCGAUGGAGAUGGCUGGAAUUGUGUGUCACACGGGAGCCAACAUCAUCACUCAGGCCAGAGAACUGAUCGAGCAGAUUGGACGACCUUUGGAGUUGGACACUGAUGGUAUCUGGUGUGUCCUUCCCAACACCUUCCCUGAGAACUUUGUCAUCAAGUCAACCAAUGAGAAGAAACCUAAAGUGACCAUAAGUUACCCUGGAGCCAUGCUGAACAUCAUGGUCAAGGAGGGUUUCACUAAUCAUCAAUACCAGGAGCUGGUGGAUCCAGCCUCUCUCACCUAUGAGACAAGGGCUGAAAACAGCAUCUUUUUUGAGGUGGACGGGCCGUACCUGGCCAUGAUCCUGCCUGCUUCCAAAGAAGAGGGCAAGAAGCUGAAAAAAAGGUAUGCCGUGUUUAAUGAAGACGGCUCUCUGGCUGAGCUGAAAGGCUUUGAGGUGAAGAGGAGAGGAGAGCUCCAGCUCAUUAAAAUCUUCCAGUCCUCUGUGUUCGAGGCCUUUCUUAAGGGCACCACUUUGGAGGAGGUUUACGACUCAGUCGCCAAAGUGGCCGACUACUGGCUCGAUGUGCUCUACAGCAAGGCGGCGAACAUGCCAGACGCAGAGCUGUUUGAGCUGAUCUCGGAGAACCGCUCUAUGUCCCGUAAGCUGGAGGACUACGGCGAACAGAAGUCCACCUCUAUCAGCACAGCCAAGCGACUUGCCGAGUUUCUUGGUGACCAGAUGGUAAAGGAUGCAGGGCUGAGCUGUCGUUUCAUCAUCUCCCGCAAACCUGAGGGCUCACCUGUUACAGAAAGGGCAAUUCCUCUGGCUAUAUUCCAGGCUGAAGCAAGUGUAAAGAAGCAUUACCUGCGCAAAUGGCUUAAGAUGCCCAGCCUCCACGAUCUGGACAUUAGAUCAAUCCUUGACUGGAGUUACUACAUUGAAAGACUUGGUAGUGCUAUACAGAAGAUCAUCACCAUUCCAGCAGCAUUACAGCAGGUGAAAAACCCUGUUCCUAGGGUACGCCAUCCAGACUGGCUGCAUAAGAAGCUUCUGGAAAAGAAUGACAUCUACAAACAGAAGAAAAUCAGUGAGCUGUUCACAAGCGAAGGAAAAAGACAGGUGACACAACAGAAGCUGGACGAGGCGCCAGAUAUGGAGGAUUUUGGGGUUCCGCAGCGCCCCCUACAGCCUGCUAUCCUUAUCAGCACCAAGAGGAAGCGAGCAUCUCAGGGUGAGGACAGCCAGGCAGAGUCUCAGGAGCUGGAGCUCACUCAGUCCUGGAGAGAGAUACUGGGACCACCACCACCUAAGGGGACAACAAAGGAGGAGCGGUUGGUCUGGCUGCGCUACCACAAGAAGAAAUGGGAGCUGCAGAUCCGCCAGAGAAAGGAGCGAAGGAAGAAGCGUCGCUUGAUGGAUGGAGAGGCUCAGCCAACUGGAGGCGGUGUAAUCAGGGGCGGGCCAACCACAGGACUGGGCAGCUUCCUGCGUAGGACGGCCAGGAGCAUUCUGGACAUGCCCUGGCAAAUAGUGCAGAUUGCAGAGACCAGUCACCCAGGCCUAUAUAAGCUGUGGGCAGUGAUUGGCAGUGACCUUCACUGCAUGAAGCUCAAUAUUCCUCGAGUUUUCUACGUCAAUCAGAGAGUGCCCAAACAAGAAGAAGGGGCCACUUACAAAAAGGUGAACCGGAUUUUGCCACGUUCCAACGUGGUGUAUUACCUGUACCAGUACUCUGUGCCUGAGGACAUGUAUCAGGAACACAUCAAUGAGAUCAAUGCAGACCUCUCUGCCCCCGACAUCGAGGGAGUCUACGAGACACAGGUGCCGCUGCUGUUCCGGGCACUGGCGCAGCUGGGCUGUGUGUGUAUGGUCAAUAAGCAGGUGGUUAGGGAGCUUGCUGGACGGGAGGCAGACACAUUCGAUCUGGAGCACCUGGAGAUGAGGUCUCUUGCACAGUUCAGCUACCUGGAGCCAGGAAGUGUAAGACACAUGUACCUGUAUCAUCACAGUCAGGGCCACAAGGCUCUGUUUGGCCUCUUCAUCCCUUCACAGCGUAAAGCCAACGUCUUUGUCCUUGAUACGGUACGGAGUAACCAAAUGCCAAAUUUGAGUACGCUUUAUGGAGCGGAGCGCACAGCUCUGUUGGAGAAAACAUCAGAGGAUCUGCUUCCACCAGAGAAGCACCUGUUUGAAGUGCGUGCUGAGAAUGAUAUAAAGGCCAUCUACCGCGCCCUGCAGCGCAUUCUGCUAAGCUAUAAGGAGGAGCGACGUGGUCCGACUCUUAUUGCCGUUCAGUCUAACUGGGACCUGCGGAGACUUGCAGCUGGUAUGGGUGUGCUGGAAGAGUUUCCAGUGGUUCCAGUGCAUGUGACUGACGAGAUCAGCUACAAUGUGCUGGACUGGCAGCGGCACGGCGCCCGUCGCAUGAUCAAACACUACCUGAACCUGGACAGCUGCCUUUCUCAGGCAUUUGACAUGGCCAGAUAUUACCACCUGCCUGUGGGGAACCUGCCUGAGGACAUCUCCAUCUUUGGCUCAGACCUAUUCCUGGCACGUCACCUGCGGAAGCACAACCAUCUGCUGUGGCUUUCUCCCACAGCAAGACCUGACCUUGGGGGCAAGGAGGCCGAUGACAGUCGCCUGGUGAUGGAGAGUGAUGAGCGUGGUUCUGUGGAGAUCAACACACAAGGCUGCUACUCCACAGUAUGUGUAGAGUUAGACAUUCAGAGCUUGGCAGUGAACACCAUCCUCCAGUCUCAGCAUAUAAAUGACAUGGAGGGAGGGGCCAGUCUGGGUGUGAGCUUUGAUGUUAUACAGCAAUCGUCUCUUGAGGACAUGAUGUCAGGAAACCAGGGAGCAAGUGCUGUGGCCAGCUAUGAUGAGACGGCCCUCUGCUCCAAUACAUUCAGGAUCCUGAAGAGUAUGGUGGUUGGCUGGGUGCGGGAGAUUACGCAGUACCAUAACGUUUAUGCGGAUAACCAGGUGAUGCACUUCUACCGCUGGCUGCGCUCCCCCAGUUCUCUGCUGUAUGACCCAGCACUGCACUGCACACUUCUCAACAUGAUGAAGAAGCUCUUUUUGCAACUGGUUGCUGAGUUUAAGCGACUCGGUUCGUCUGUGCUCUAUGGGAACUUUAACCGCAUUAUCCUCAGUACUAAGAAACGACGCAUUGACGAUGCUAUCGCGUAUGUGGAAUACAUCACUAACAGUAUCCAUUCACGAGAGAUCUUCCACUCUUUGUCCAUCACUUUCUCCCGAUGUUGGGAAUUCCUUAUGUGGAUGGAUCCUGCCAACUACGGAGGAGUCAAGGGGAAGCUGCCUUCCAGUCUCAUGUAUGGAGAGAAUGAAAGAAAGAAAAAAGGAAAGAAGGAAGGAGAAGACGAGGGCAGUGAGGAUGAGGAAGAUGAAGAGGCUGAUGAACAGGAGGAUGAAGAUCAAGAUGGAGAUGAGGUUGAGGACCUGAUUGAGAGCAACUGGAACAUCAUGCAGUAUCUGCCUCAGACUGCUUCCUGUCAGAAAUAUUUUCUCAUGAUCAUCUCAGCUUAUAUAGCUGCUGUGUAUCACAGCAUGAAGGAGGAGCUUAGACGAAAUGCUCCUGGAGCCACGCCUGUAAAGAGGCGGGGUGGGAGCCAAAUGUCUCAGCAGCCUGCUGGUGAUGUCAGCGCACUACCUGGUUUGAUUACGUUCUCUCAGGAGUAUGUAUCUAGCGAGCUGACCCAGAGCUUCUUCACCAUCACCCAGAAGAUUCAGAAGAAGGUGUCUGGGACACGCAGCGUGACUCUGCCGUCCGAAAUGUUCCCAGUUCUGCCUGGAUCACACCUUCCGCUCAACAACCCUGCUCUAGAGUUCAUCAAAUAUGUCUGCCAGGUCCUCUCCCUGGAUGCGAACAUUGCGAAUCAGGUGAAUAAGUUAAAGCGGGACCUCCUUCGUUUGGUGGAAGUUGGGGAGUUCUCUGAAGAUGCUCAGUUUCGAGAUCCCUGCAAUUCUUACAUCUUACCUGAGGUCAUUUGCCAUCACUGCAACUACUGUCGUGAUCUUGACCUUUGCAAAGAUCCGUCCGUAGCCCAGGAUGGUUCAGUCCUCCCUCAGUGGUUCUGCUCCAACUGCCAGGCCCAGUACGACACUGACCUGAUAGAAAUGGCUCUGGUGGAGGCUCUACAGAAGAAGCUGAUGAGUUACACUCUGCAGGACCUGGAAUGUGCAAAGUGCCAUGGAGUGAAGGAGGCCAACAUGCCGCUGUACUGCAGCUGCGCAGGAGACUUCAAACUCACCUUCACCAUAAAGAGCUUCACAGAGCAGAUCACAGUGUUUCGCAACAUUGCUGCCCACUAUAACAUGAACUUCCUGCUGGAGACCAUCGACUGGAUCCUGAGGAUGAACACUUAAGAUUGUAUGUGUGUGUAUAUAUGUGUGUGUGUCUGUGUGUAUAUGUACAGUAUCACUUUUAGAGAAUGGUCAGAAUUGGUCAAAAUUGUGUUGUAUUAAGGAUUUUCCAUGUUUUACAUAAUUGUAAUGUUGGAAAUUAUGUGCUUAAAUAUUUUUUUGUACAUUUUCUACAGAACAGCAUCAUUUUCUGUACACAUUUUUGACUAGGGUGUGUUAGGGACACUAGUGUAUUUGAAAUAAAUAUUUUUCAUACUUGAAAAUGAAAUAAAGCCUGUAUUAUGUUGCAAUUGAGUGGAUGACGUUUGCUUGGUGAAUAAAAGAUGUUGUCUAUUGCA
This is a messenger RNA of Astyanax mexicanus (Mexican tetra), 7559 nucleotides long. It is a transcript of the gene pole, whose product is annotated as polymerase (DNA directed), epsilon. Gene Ontology annotation, molecular function: DNA-directed DNA polymerase activity; DNA binding; single-stranded DNA 3'-5' DNA exonuclease activity. The record is from RefSeq and is a predicted model, not a curated record. Gene Ontology annotation, biological process: DNA replication; base-excision repair, gap-filling; DNA replication proofreading. Lineage: Eukaryota; Metazoa; Chordata; Actinopteri; Characiformes; Acestrorhamphidae. The transcript is spliced from 49 exons. Bases 376 to 7224 code for a protein of 2282 amino acids. Gene Ontology annotation, cellular component: epsilon DNA polymerase complex; nucleus.